UAGACAUCAAAGCGCAAAUUACGUUGUAUGCGCUUCAGUCACCUGAAGCUGUUUAGUAGUGGUUUUCCGACCUUAUCGUCAACAUUACCUUUCGUACGAAAGAUGGCCACGAAAAUUGGUUUAAUCCAAAUGCAGUCGACGUCAAAUAAGUUACAGAAUUUUGAGCAAGCCGCUAAGUAUAUCAGUGAGGCUAAAACAUCUGGUGUCAAGAUGGUUUUCUUGCCCGAGUGUUUUGACUUCGUUGGAAGCUCCGUUAACGAGACGCUCAGUUUAUCAGAAGUGUUGGACGGACCAUUGAUAACAAAUUACCGCUCUUUAGCUACUCGAGAGUGUCUUUGGAUUAGCUUAGGUGGUGCACACAUUAAGACUGGUGAACAUGACGAUGAUCUUCAUAAUGCUCAUAUAAUUAUCAAUUCAGAUGGUCAAAUAGUAGGCGAAUACCAUAAAGUUCACUUGUUCGAUGCCAAUUUAAACGCUGAUGUUGUUUCCUCAACUAUGAAGACGUCAUCGUCUACUCAAUCAUUAUUUUCUGAGUCAAAAUCGAUGCGUGCCGGUAAAAAUACUCCCGUUGUCGUUGAAAAUACACCUGUCGGAAAUCUGGGAUUGGCAAUUUGUUAUGAUAUGAGAUUCCCUGAGCUAGCAGGACAUCUUCGUUAUGCUAAAAAUGCACAUGUAUUAACCUAUCCAUCUGCAUAUACAAUGUGUGCAGGUGAAGCAGGUCAUUGGCAUACAUUACUUCGAGCUAGAGCUAUUGAAAAUCAAUGUUAUGUGGUUGCUGCAGCUCAGGAAGGAAGCCACAAUGUUAAACGAUCCUCUUAUGGUCAUAGUUUAGUUAUUGAUCCAUGGGGUCAAAUAAUCGCUGAACAACAGAAUCCUGGUCCAGGUCUAUUAAUCUGUGAGAUAGGUCCUUUCACAAUGCCAGAUAAUAAUGAUUCAACAAAAGUAAUGCCUAGUAUGCCUAAAAUUUAUCGUGUACGCAAAUCAAUGCCAGUGGAGUAUCAUCGACGACUUGAUUUAUUCCCAAUGUCUGAUAGUGGUUAUCCUCGUCCUAUUAAAACGUCAGAUUUUACUUUUGGUCCACAUAUAAUCAAGUCUGAUUGUGUUUUUUAUCAGUCAGCGUUGAGUUUCGCCUUUGUGAAUAUUAGUCCAUUAGUACCUGGACAUAUACUUGUCUCACCGAUAGCUUGUAUUCAACGAUUUUGUGAUUUAACUACUGGACAAGUUGCUGAUCUUUAUAUAACUGUACGACAAAUUGCUAAACGUCUAGCUGAGCAUUAUUCAGCAACUAGUUUAACAAUAUCGAUUCAGGAUGGAAAAGAUGCGGGUCAAAGUGUACCGCAUGUUCAUGUUCAUGUGUUGCCUAGGAAACCAAAUGAUUUUCCGGAAAAUGAUGAUAUUUAUAAAGCAUUACAAAAACAUGAUAAAGUGAAGAAUCGUGUCUAUCGUUCACAUGAAGUAAUGAGUCAAGAGGCUAAAGAAUUACGUCAACUCUAUUAUCCUUAUGAAAGAGCAGAAUAAAUUAUCAUUUUACAUUAGAAGAAUAAUAAUAUUGCUACGUACUAUACUACUUAUGUAUUGUUAUGUACUACUUAUAUACUAACUGCCUACCUACCUACCUACCUAUCUAAGUCAGUCAUUCAGUAUUUUUAUUGUUCUUUUUUUGUUUUUAUUCUCUUUUAGUUUAUUGAUUGGUUAGUUGCGUAAUUAUCUUCUGUUUUUCUGUUGUCGUUAUUGUUGUUAUUGCUUGACUCCUGUGGUUACUGUUUUUAUUUUGUAUUCUUCUGAAUUUAGUUCACUGUAUCAUUUUUAUGAAUUGGAAAUGCCUUGUACUUCCCUCAUCUACCCGCCCUUCCCCCAUUAUUCCUGCUUCUUCUUCUCUCCUCUUUCUACCAUUUGUUUUCUCAACAGAUUCCAGUUUCUGGAAGUUACAUUAGAUUACUUCUUAUUCAUACUGAAGUGUAGUAGCAGUUCAUUGAAACAAGUGAAAAUAUUAAAUACCGGUCAUCUUUACCCUCGAUUAAUUUUGUUAUAAUUAUUUUUAUUGCUUUGGGUUCUGAGUGGAACACGGAGGAAUUUCAACAAC
Molecule: messenger RNA, 2083 nt
Organism: Trichobilharzia regenti
Lineage: Eukaryota; Metazoa; Platyhelminthes; Trematoda; Strigeidida; Schistosomatidae
Source: the annotation of a GenBank genome assembly